Molecule: messenger RNA, 3529 nt
Organism: [Torrubiella] hemipterigena
Lineage: Eukaryota; Fungi; Ascomycota; Sordariomycetes; Hypocreales; Clavicipitaceae
Source: the annotation of a GenBank genome assembly
CCUACAUUCUGUGAGUUUCUAUUUGUAAACUCAACCUCGUUCUUUUGCCAACCCACCACACACUACGUACACCAUGGCUGCUGGCUCGGGCUUCAUCCCGCCUGAGCGUCCCACGUCGCGGAAUCAGUUCCGCGUAGCUAUUCUAUGUGCCUUGACGAUUGAGGCUGAUGCUGUGGAAGCAUUAUUUGACCACAUCUGGGACGACCUUGAAGAAAACCAACGACCCCUCGGCAAAGUAGCUGGCGAUCCAAACAGCUACACACUUGGCGUCAUUGGCCGUCACAAUGUCGUCCUAGCUCAUAUGCCUAGCAUGGGCGUUGCAAGUGCCGCGUCUGUAGCAAGCUCCUGUAAGAUGAGCUUUCCACAAAUCAAGCUGGGGGCCGUCGUUGGAGUCUGCGGCGUGGUGCCUGGAAGCGAUUCACGCAACCGCGAGAGGGUUCUGGGCGAUGUGAUUAUCAGUACUGGCGUUAUUCAUUACGAUGCUGGACGAAUCACCGAUGAUGGCUUCAAGCGCCGCACAAAUAUGCAGGAUAAUCUUGGAAGACUGCCGGCAGACAUGCGCUCGCUGCUGCACAAGCUCGAGGGCCUCCGAAGCCGCAGAGAGCUUGAAGCGCAGAUGCUCGGCUACUUGAAGACGCUGCAGGAUAUUGACGAACUAGAGGCCAGCUACCCUGGCAAGGCUCACGAUGUGCUCUUUGCGCCAGAAUACAAGCACGGGCAAGACCAGGCGGCGAGCCAGGACAAACAGUGCCAUGAGCUUGGCUGCAACGGUACGGUCGUAGUGCGCCAACGCCUGCUUGCCGAAAAGGAGGACCCGAUACCCUCUGUUCACUUUGGAAUUAUUGCAUCUGGCAGCAGUGUCAUGAAGACGGCCGGCGUGCGCGAUGAGACGGCAAAGAGGGAUUCGGUGAUUGCAUUUGAAAUGGAGGGAGCUGGCGCGUGGGACAGUUUUCCCUGCGUGGUGAUUAAAGGAUUCUGUGACUAUGCUGAUAGUCAUAAGAACAAGAGAUGGCAGCUCUAUGCAGCAGCAGUGGCAGCUUCGUGCGCAAAGGCUUUUCUUUGGUCGUGGACGCCGUCGGACACUGAAGAGGAAUAUUUCAACGCUAGAGUUGCGGAUCAAAGAUAUUUGAAAUUGGUUGUUAGACACCUCUCUGCUCAAGCGUCUGAUGAUAAAAUCAGAACUAAAAGCAGAAUGUAUACCGACUGGCUAUGGAAUCACGAUGUCUUUCAAGAAUGGAAUAAAUCCGAUGGCAUUCGGCACAAUGCAUCGGAUACAUGGCUUACAGUAAAAGACAAGGCGUUUACUGGAAAGUCAGUAUUGAUGAAGGAAGUGAUUAUUUCCAAGCUAAAGGACGCACACACCAUCACGCUAUAUCAUUUCUUCCACGGAGGCAACACAUCAGGACGAUCCGAGAUUAAAUUCCUGCGAAAUAUUCUCAGCCAGCUCCUCCGCCAGGUUCAAGUAAAGCCUUGGCCGGAGAUUCGAGAAUGGGGCGACAUGCUGGAAAGCAACGAAGAUGUUGGGCUUGCUUCGGUGGACAUGCUGAUGGAGCUGAUCAAAGGCAUCAUUUCCGACAACAAAGAGUCAAUUGUUUCAGAGAAGGAUAUCCGCAUCUUCGUCGACGGCGUGGACGAGUGCUCCGACGCGCAAGACCACGCAACCGAUGACGAUGGUGGCCCGUUGAGAGUGCUGCAGUUUCUGCAGAGCUUUGUAGAACACUCAGCAUCCGCUGGCAUUGACGCAAGAGUAUGUAUCUCUAGAAGACCGUUUCCCGAGUUUAGCGUCCAAGAGCCGCCGACAAAGACGAUAUCGCUGGAAGACUACACUAGCGUGGAAGUCAGCAAGUAUGUGCAUGCCCGGCUGGCGGCGAUUGAAAAUAACUACGAGCGGAUUAAAAUCCUUGGGCGCCUGCAAGACAAUUGGUCCGACGACUUCCACUGGGCCACCUUUGUGACGUCGGAGAUACUCAAGAACCAAAAUAACAUGGAACACGCGGAGAGAAUAGCUGCCGAGGUGCCGUCUGACCACGAAUCGCUCUAUGCAAAGGCCAUAUAUCCUCUAAAGGCAUCUCCACAUAAGAACGAGGCUCUUUUAAAGCUCUUGCAGCUCAAUCUUGCAGCAUGGCGGCCGCUUACUGUCGACGAGCUUCACCAGGCUCUUGCAUACUCGACAACCAAGCUUGAUUUUGACGUCAUGUCUGAAUGGGAGGACUCGACAGCCGGGUUACCUGCCGGAGUUGGCUUUGAAAAGUACGUCCAGCGCGAGUCGCAUGGGUUUCUGGAGAUUACCGAAGGCGAUCCAUCGCCACUGACUCUGACCCGAAGCGACAGCCUUGAAACUCAUCUAGAUGGCUGUUCUAGAGUUGGCUUUGCGCAUCAUUCCGUGGAAAAGUUCCUGCGCAGCGAUGCUGGUCUCGCCAGGCCGCACGACAAGCAGUACUGCCUGGAAAGCGAGUGCCACCAGCUGCUGCUGACGAUAUGCCUACGAAUCCUGAACCGCUGCACUAUGGAAGACGAUGUUGAUGCAGGCAAAGGCAUCCAGCUUCGCGACUAUGCGUGCGAGUUCUGGCUUCGCCACGCGCAAAGGUGCCGCAAACUACCCGCGGAUCUGGAGAUACCGCAGUUCCUUGUGAAAAACUGCAGACGAGCAAAGACAAAGCGUCUUUUGAAAGAGCAAGUGCGGUUCCUUAGCCGCUCUGGAGCGCUCGAGUCCCUGCUAUUCGAGUGGGAAGACGAGGAGGAGGAGGACGACGAUAACGACAACGAGCCCAUUAUGAUGGCGGUUCUCCUGGCCACCAUGGGCUGCACGGAGCUGCUACAGCGGCACCUGGCAGGAUGUAAGCCGUGCAAGAAGAUGCUGAAUCCUGUAUCCAAAGACCAGGAGCCGUCGCAGCAAAACAUAAAAUCGAUGGAACAUUACAGGGCCGCUCUGCAGAAUGCCAUUAUGGGCUCAUGGACCGAGACGGCGCUGUUUCUGCUCGAACAUUAUCCACUAGGCGACAUCAACACGCUGUUUGAUGAUCGAACCCUUCUCUACCACGCGUCUUACUUUGCCUGUGAGACAGAUGAUCCAGCAGAGUCGGCUAGCCGGAUGAAGUGCGUCUCGUUUCUUCUUGCGCGCGGCGCUGAUGCCGCCGUGCAGUCGCCCUUUUGGUGGGAGUACCCGCUGCACAUUGCCAUACGUAAUGACAGCAAGAGUCUGAUGAAGAUACUGCUGCAGGGCGCAACACCUGCGCAGGCAGAGGCCAUGUUUAAAGCGCGGCGCACGAUAGGGGGACGUACGGCUCUGCACUUUGCCAUUGCCUGCGACGAUAACUCGGCGCGGCUUGAGACUCUGGAGGCCUUGCUUGAAUUUGCGCCGAGAAAUGUCGGUUUGCUGGAUAUUAGGGAUGACGAUGGACACACGGUCAUGGAGUUGGCGAGGGAUGCAGGGGAAGAUGCAAAGCAACUGUUGGAGCACUUGGAAGAUUUCCGAUUGGAUGAGGAGGAGGAGGAUGACUAGUUAUUCUUAUAAAUGAGCAUCUUUUAA